UAUGAAUCUCUUGUUUGUGGCUCACGAUGUCUUAAUGUGGCGGCACUGUAAUCAAAAGGACCUUCAGUCUAAGAUUAGAAGACCCUGGCUCAGCCAGAUGACAGCUAUGCCUCGCUUGAGCACCAUUCCCACGCCAAACCCCAACCGUGACCUUGUCUGGCUCGUCUGUGUUUUUCUUUGCUUCUCUACUCUACAUGCUCAAGCUGAUAUAGGUCUUACAGUACCCCAGCAAGUGAGCCUUUCACCCGACUUCUACAAACAACAACUCUCCAUAUCCUGGUUGGGAGGAUCAGCCUCAACCUUUGACAUUAUUAUUAUAAGAACUGAAUUCAAUGAAACUGUUUUCUAUGACACUGUGUCUGCAACAGUAAAUCAGGAGACUGGCCAGCACCAGUGGACUUGGUCCUCUGAAGAACCUCUGGAAUGUACAUCACUGUCAGCUAAAAUCUGCUCAAGAGCUGGGCAGGCAACAAGUGAAUGGAGCGAAACUCAGAUACUUCCAGGCAGAGAUGUCCCCAGUAAUAGAAAGUUUCAGAUGUAUCCCCAGGACAGAAUUGUUCCUGUAGGGGCCAACACGACCUUCUGCUGCAUAGUGGAGGAGGGGAAGACCUUUAAAAGCAUCUACUACGGCAAAACAGAAAUGAAAGUGAAACGGUUGAGUCGGCGAAGUUAUGCAGUUACAGCUGUCAAUCAGGAACCAUCGGGCUCAACGGGAGCUAAUGUUUAUUGUCAACCGGUCGACGUGAAUGGAGCGAUAUCUGGAGCCGUUGUGUUUGUUGGGUAUCCACCACAACCCACUGAUUUUGUCUGUCAGACUCGUGAUCUGGUCUCAGCUGUGUGUCAGUGGAAUGAGGGGCGAGACACUCACUUGUCUGGCAAACGAAGAACACGAUACUCAGUAACUGGAAGAAAUUGUUCUGAGAAGAACACAGAGCUGAAGUGCAGCCUGCCUCAGUGGGACGGUAACUGGACUCUGGUAGCUGUUAAUCCCCUCGGUCAGUACAGCCUGACUGACUCAGCUGAGCUUAGUCACAGAGUGUAUCCAGUAGCACCAGCUAAUCUGACCGCUGCUCUCCAUGCCUGGAAUGUUACUCUGCUCUGGGAGUGGAAAUACAAGAGCUAUUCCUCCCUGGAUCUUGCCUGCCAGGUAGAGUUAACGACCCAGGGACACAAAACAAUGCGUAUCUUCUCAGGUUUGGGUCUUCAGUCUGUGGUUCUAUUGGACCUGCAGCCCUAUGAGGAUUACAGUGUUCGGGUUCAAUGUAAAUCCCAGAAGAACUUCUGGAAGUGGGGAAACUGGAGCAAUAGCUUUUCCUUCAAAACCAAAUCCGAUAUUCCAGAUGCCCCUGAUGUGUGGAUGUGGAUGAACAGRGACAACACUGGGCUGGUUGUUUGGAAACCUUUAACACGACAGCAGAGCCACGGUCAGAUCACGGAUUUUGAAGUGACUUUAUGGAACACUAAAGAAAAUCUGCRGCACACACAAAUCUUCUCAUCGGAUACUUACUCUGUCCCAGUCAACCUCACACAAAUGGCCUCAUUCAGUGAUGACGACAAGGUCAUAGCAUCCAUCGUUGCAAAGAACACUGCAGGGGCGUCUCAGCCUGCAAGUUUACUGCUACGCUUGAUAGAUAUGGAACCCCCUGUUCUCUCCAGAGUAGAAUAUACCGACAGUGGUUUCCCUCUGAUCUGGCAGCAGAAUGCCAGCAUCACAUGUAGUUAUCUGAUCGAGUGGGUCGAUGCCUCGUGCAGGCAUGACUGCCCAGUGGAGUGGAUCAGAGUGAAGGCAGGAAGCACAAAUGCUUCUAUUGAGUCAGUCAACUUCCAGCCUGGUGUGAGAUACAACCUCUCCCUGUACAGCUGCCCUUCAAGUUCCCCACAACUAAUUCAGCGCUGGCAGGGAUACUUACUGGAGCUAGUCCCGUCCAGUUCUGUCCCCCUGUUGGUCAGUCAGGAGGGUUCUGACGUAGUACUUACCUGGGGAGAGAUUCCCCUGGCCAACAGAAGAGGCUUCCUCCUGGGUUACAAUGUUUACAUCAGUCAUGGUUCCCAGCUCUCACUUAUUGCAAAUCUGUCAGACGUUGGUACAAGGAAAUACAUCGUAAAGGAUCUCUCUGUAAACUCCUAUAAAUUUACAGUCAAGGCCUACACUUUGGCAGGCGAGGAUACAGGAACCACUGCGUCCAUUAUGAUGGAACCAGGCAGUGGGCUAAUCAUGGACAUUUUGGGUUCUUUGGGAAUGGUCACUUUGUUACUGUUCAUUGUUUCCUUCAUUUGCUACAAGAAGAGAAAAUGGGUAAAAAGGGUAUUUUAUCCAGAUAUACCUGAGCCCAAGCUCUCUAGUGAUUGGUCCAGAACUCAGGGACCUUUGGAUGUGAAGCCAUCUCCCCACAGCAUGGUCCACAUUGUUGAGAAGCCUGAGCACGAUUCUAUUAAGGACGCCCUUGUUGUCAUUCCUGAGGAGGAUGAAGAUGAUGAAGGGCAGGGCAUUGCAGAUGAUCCAGUCGACACCGAUGAGCCACAGUCAUUGCGCUACUACAACCAAGUGGUGGAUGAGCGCCCGAUACGGCCUCGUGUUCCAGACUCUUCCGUGUCCUCUGCGUCUUCGAUGGAUUCAGCAAGCACAGAUGUAACGUAUACAGGGAUCCAGACUUCCUGUUCUUCUCUGGUCUUCCAGCAGGAUCCACAGAGCACAUCUGAGGGCCAUCAGCCCGAUCACUCGGCCAGCUGUGGGAGCGGAGGAGGGGGGUACCGUCCCCAGAUGCACCACAUAGCUUUGAGUGAUAACACUGGCUGCGAUUCUCCUGAGCCUUUGCUAGAGCCCCAGGCUAUUAGUUCUGGGGGCUACAAACCCCAGAACUCUUGGCAUUUUGACUCUCCUACUGAAGAGGAAAGGGGCGGCCUUGCCCCCUCCCUCGGAUCGCCUGUCUCAAUUGCCUCUACUCAGUUCCUCCUCCCUGAUGAAGAGGAUUACAACGAGGAGAAACCACAGCCGUUAUCAUCGGCAGCGACCUGGUUCAGCAACCUGAUGUCAUCUUCCAAACCGUAAUAUCAUCUCAUUUUUCCUAUUAGCAGACAGGCAAUGGAGGUUAACAAAAAUGUUUUUUUUUCUGUUACCAGUGUCAUGUAACAAGAAAGAACCCUCCUUCCAGAUGUAGCACAGCAUUAUCACUUGCAUUAAACUGCAGGUUAAUUGUUCUUUUCAAAUGUGUUUAUACUGAAAUUAUACAAAUAUUUGGUCAUUUCAUUCAAUAUAGAUCAAAACAUGUAUUAUAUAGAGAAACUCUAUCCUGACAGCAAAUCUCUGUAGUUUGGUUUUAGACGUUGAAGUGGCUGACUCCCUUUUGAAAGCCUUUCUUGUGACAUGCUAUAAUGGGCAUUUCAUUAUGGUAAAUAUUGUAUUUCAGCUCUGCUGAUUUAGCUUGUKUUUCAGAUGUUUUUUAGCAUUCUGAGGGGAGAAAAAAAAGUUCAGUUCAAAAUUAUGGGUUUCAAACUCAGUGGCAGCAGAAAAGAUGCACAGCCUGAUUGGCUGUUAAGCGUCGUAAUGAACUCUGGACGAGCCAAAUGUGAUGUUCACUGUUCUGAAGCCUAAAUGCUUAGCAAAGCCUUACAUGUAGAAAGCAAUCCAUAUCCUAAUUUUUGGUGUAAAAGCACCUUACUGUGAUAGAAUUAUAUUGAAUAGUAAUGGCUUGAACUUACACACUACAUUUUAAUGGUUUACCUUGGGAAAUAAGUCAUAGACUCUGUUUAUGGACUGCAAAAUGCAAUGUUUUUUUUGCGCAGGUGUGUAUUGUAUGCGGGGGAUGGUUUGAGGUCAUUUAURUUGUGUUCAACUGCAGUUUUUGAAAUGAAAAAUAWGUCUAMAAACCCUUAAAAUAAUUUAGAUACCCAUUACAGCAUAUGUGGCUUCCACCACUGGUGUUAUUUUAUACUGCUGUCUGCUGAUGAGUCACUAAAAAAAUGUCAAGUUGCUGUUAAAGGGGUAAAAAAAUAAAAUAAGGAAGAGGUUUCCAUUCUUAACUAUUGUUUUAUUACUGUCUAAAUUGUAAUGUAUUAUUWUGAAAUGCACUUAGAAAUCAUUUAUUAUUUUACACAGAUAUAGGAGUGGUGCUUUCUGUUACAGUCUGGAAAUCUGAACUUUUCAGAUAUACACUAAUAUAAGCUAGAACAUCACAUAAACUGAUGUAAUUUAAUGAACAGAUGGAUUAUUGUUAAGUAUUUAACCUGUUGUUCUAAUUUCAGGCCAGUGUUCUUUUUUUUUUUUUUCAUCUUGUUGAGCGUUUUUGAUGAUAAGUGUUAAAGAUUUAUUUUUAUUCAUGUUUUGUGUGUACAGUGAAGAGGUUGUCAUGACAAAAUAAUGCUUCCAAUGAUUUUCACCAGAUCACUUUUUACUGCCUUACCCCGAGAUGUUUAAAAAUGCAACAUUCAAAAUGCACUGUAUUUGGUGUUUAGAUUCUACUGGAGUGCUUUGAGAUGGUGACUUGUAAUCAUGUUUUUGCUUCUUUUGAAAUAAUUUUAGUUGACAAUGAUGUCUAAAUUACCUUUUUUUUUUAAAGGUUUUCUUGUCUUUUGAGUGCAAACUGGCACCUUCUUUUAAUUUUACAAAAAAAGGGACCAAGGAGGAAGCACGUGUUGGGAAAUGAGCUCGACAGACCUUUUAAAAGAAAUCAGUAUAUUUUAUGACAAAACCUGAAGCAGCGUUUAUAUGCAAAGUUUGUUCUUUGACAUGUUUGGGUUUAUUUUUUUGGAUUAUUUUUUGUUUGUUUGUUUCAUGAUGUGUUUGAGUCWAGCCAGAGAUUGUAUUUUGUGGCUGACAGUGGUAUAAUGGUUUUAGUACCUCCAGCCAACAAGCUUUAAAUAAAUAUACUGUGACAUAAAAAUAUAUAUUUACCACAUUUGAUGUCGUAAAAAAUUUGGUCAGUCCUUUCACAAUUAAAAUGUUUUUUUUAAUUAUUUAAAUAAAGCAAAAUUUAACUUGUUUAAUUGGGAGAAAAAGCCCAACUUUUGCACAAAACUUGUGCUUUUCAAUAUAGUUGUAGGGCUUACUUAUAUAUUUUUUUCUUUUUGUGUCUAAAUGGCUACAGAUUGUUUUUCCCUUGAAGUGUGCAAUUCUUAACAAGCAUUAAUGUAAAGAAUAUGAGAUUGUUUUACAAGAUUUGUGUAAUUUGCACCUGUUUUUUUUUUACUAGGUAGGUUUUAUGCAACUAACUGUACAUAAGAUUAAUUUUCUUAGUUUUUGUCCUACACAUCCACCAAAUGCAAUUAAUGGCAUCAGAUAGUCCCAUUAAAACAUACUUGUGUGCUAAAACACAGGCUUUAAAAACAAUGUAAACUGAAUUCAAAUGUUUAAAGUGACCUUUUUGAAAUUGCCGUGUUAUAGAAAUAUUGACUUGCCAGAAAACUCACAUCCAUACAUGACAACCAGCUAAUGAAUGUCCUUUUAGUCUUCUUUCCUUUUUGAAUAUCUAAUAAAACUAUAAUUUCUAUAUAAAAAUGCUUCCUAACAUCUCAUUCUCUGGCCCAUUAAGUUGUUGUAAAAUUAAUGCAUGCUGUCUAAACAAACACAAACUGGUUUGUACACUUUUAAAAAUCCUUGAUCAUGUUACACACGAUAUAGCUUUAAAACACUAACAUUGCAUGAUAACAAAAGCAUUGUACAUCUGUACAAUUUUUUUUUCUAAAAAUGAUGUAAAAUAUUUUGCAGAUUAUUUUAUUAAUGAACUGAACAGACUGAAAAUUGCCUCUGAGUGAAUAUAUAAAUGUUAGCAUUGAUACCAAAAGUUGCUAUGUUACUUGUUUAAAGGCAAUAAAGUGAUUUGUCUGGAUA
Messenger RNA from Austrofundulus limnaeus, 5827 nucleotides. It is a transcript of the gene lifra, whose product is annotated as LIF receptor subunit alpha a. The transcript is spliced from 18 exons. Lineage: Eukaryota; Metazoa; Chordata; Actinopteri; Cyprinodontiformes; Rivulidae. Gene Ontology annotation, molecular function: protein binding. The coding region runs from base 2 to 3049 and encodes 1015 amino acids. The record is from RefSeq and is a predicted model, not a curated record.